GCCAAUUGACCUCGGAAAUCCCCCAUACGCACCGCCUCCGACCGACGAAUUGUCCAACGACGAAUCCGAUCGUUUUUGUCUCUGAUCUCUCGCCAUGAGACCUACACAAGCCCUGUCGGUCGGCCGAUACCGCCACCUCAGACUCACAACCAAGGAUGUUGGAAAAGGCUUCUACAAGGGUAACCGCACUGGUUCCAUGGGUCGACACACAAAGUAUGGAGGCUAUGUUAUCGAGUGGAACAAGGUCCGAACAUAUGCUGUGCCACCGCUGAAGGAUUUCAAGCUUACACCUUUCGUGAGCCGACAAGUCAAGGCGGAGCCUGGUGACUAUAAGGGUCUCGAUAAGGGUCCUCAAGAUCCUUAUUUCUACGUUGAGCAAUGGAAACGAUUUAACGGUGUGGAUUAAACAAGCGAAAAAUGACGGUCAUAGAAUUGGAUGAUUUCGACAGAAGGCGAAUCUAGAAUGCCAGCUGGAGACUUGGGAAUCUCUAGCAAGGCUGUAUAUACCCGUGUACAUUGUACCACCAUGUAUGAUUAUGGACUCAUUCGGUCAAUAACGAACAAAAAAGACUUGAACAAUCCUAUUCUUUGUGGAAUGAUG
Fusarium oxysporum Fo47 is the source of this 601-nucleotide messenger RNA. Its product is annotated as mitochondrial 54S ribosomal protein mL41. The transcript is spliced from 2 exons. Gene Ontology annotation, cellular component: mitochondrial large ribosomal subunit. Gene Ontology annotation, biological process: translation. Bases 95 to 406 code for a protein of 103 amino acids. Gene Ontology annotation, molecular function: structural constituent of ribosome. The record is from RefSeq and is a predicted model, not a curated record. NCBI's taxonomy places the organism in Eukaryota, Fungi, Ascomycota, Sordariomycetes, Hypocreales, Nectriaceae.